GGCUGGGACAAUCAAUCAGGUGGCUGGCUAUACAAUGAAAGCUAUCGUUUGUGUUUUUGUGGCCCUUCUGGCCUGCGUAGCAGCCUACGAUGUGGAGCUGCUCACCGAGGAGCAAUGGGACCAGCUGGUGGCGCGUAAUCCCGCCAAGCCCGAUACUCAGGGUCUGAUCUUGAACGGAUCGGUGAAGAAGGCCAUCAAAGGACUGCUGAACCAAAUGCCUUGUGGUUGGCCCCAAUACGGAAUUCCCCCACUGGAUCCUUACACCAAUGCUGAUCUCCGCAUCCACUUGGCCGAGUCGGUUGUCGAUACCCUGCUGCAGUUCCUGCGCUUCCGUUUCGAUGGUCUGGAAGGUAUGGAGAUCAAGAAGAUGAAGGUCAGCUACACCUUCAGCAAGAAGGUCAAGUUCCACUUCAACUUCCCAGAGCUGAAGGCCAGCGCCCACUAUUUGGACACCAACACCUUUGUGAAUCUGCUGAAGGAGCUGGGGUUGUCGGUCCGCUACGAGAGCUCGGGUCCAUUGUCCUUCAGCCUGCAAAAUCUGUCGAUUCAGGGCGAGUUCAAGUACAAGAUGCCCUUCAUCUUUGGCUCCAUCAAGAUCUACAAGUUCAGUUGCGCCGUCGGCUUGGGCGGUGUAUCCUCGAACAUUGGCGGUGUUAUGGGGAACGGAAGGAUCAAUGAAUUCAUCAACGACAUGCUCGACAAGGAGAUCCCGGCCUUCAUCAAUGGCAACCAGGAACAGAUCAGCGACAAGAUCGAGGAGAUCUUUGUGCCGCUGGUCAAUGCGCAUCUCACGGGCCACAAGAUCUGGUAUCUCUUUAGCUUGCUGUCCGCCACCACUGGCAGCUGCAAUCCCACUCCCGCUCCCUGGUUGGCCAUUGAGUCCAAGAAGCUAGACUAAGGCAGCACCCGCCCAAUAAAAAGCAAUUCAAACGAG
Drosophila simulans is the source of this 934-nucleotide messenger RNA. RefSeq lists its product as uncharacterized. The transcript has 3 exons. Gene Ontology annotation, molecular function: lipid binding. The coding region runs from base 35 to 898 and encodes 287 amino acids. Lineage: Eukaryota; Metazoa; Arthropoda; Insecta; Diptera; Drosophilidae. The record is from RefSeq and is a predicted model, not a curated record.